UCUGCUUUUUGGCCCUACACCCUGCUCAAGGAAUGAACGGCUCAGCCUCCGAACUCUUCCUGGGUCCAUAUGAUAGCACUCCACACUCCCCUCUGGUCCAGAAACACCGCUGUUUGUCAGCCAUAGAAUCAUGCUCAUCUGCAGUUGAAGACUGGGAGACUGUGGAUGUGGAAGAAGAGGAUGACUGCCAAUUCCUGAAUGUGCAGAUGCGCAGGUCAGGUAACUUGAGGAAUUCUGCACAUGCCCAUGACUCCUUCCGAAGGCACAGCUGGGAGCCUGGGAAAGUGCUUGAUGAUCCGGAUUUUGAUCAGCGGAGCAUGAGUUUGAAAGGAUUAGCCUCCGACGAGAUCGACUCCUCCUCUACGGGGCAGAUGGACAGGCAUGCUCAGUGCAGAAAGGACCCCCGCCGAAUUCCCAUCAUCCGGAGCAAUAAUGAGAUGGAGUCUCUUCUCUCCCAGGAUGAAGAGGAUGAUGACCUGGAGGUGGAUCAGGAACAUUCCAAGAGGUUGCAAGUGUAUCGGGCAUCCUCAAAUGCUGUCUGUAUGUCCAAGUCUAUUUCUAUGAGUGGCAUCGACAGCUACCCAGAUGCAGAUGAAAUCUCCCUUUACUCUGAUGCAGUGAGCCUAGCCAAUGGCUUUAGUGCCGGGAGCUGCGGGCGGCUGGACGCCACCACGGGGGAGGCCGAGGACCAGGUGCACCCGCAAAGGGAGGGGACCACCCUGGGGAGGACCCUUAGCUUCUUUAAAAAGAUGACGGGGAAGUCAAAGAACAAAGAGAAAGAAAGGAUGAAGGAGAAAGAAAAAGAUGCCCGCUACACCAAUGGGCACCUCUUCACAUCCAUCACAGUUUCGGGCAUGACCAUGUGUUUCGCGUGUAACAAGAGCAUCACAGCCAAAGAGGCUUUGAGUUGUCCCAACUGCAAUGUCACCAUCCACAACCGCUGCAAGGAUACCUUACCAAAUUGUACCAAAGUCAAGCAGAAGCAGCAAAAGGCAGCUUUGCUCAAGAACAAUACAGCACUGCAGUCGGUGUCCCUGAGGAACAAAACAACCAUUAGGGAGCGCCCCAGUUCUGCCAUUUACCCCUCAGAAAGCUUCCGUCAGACCCUGCUGGGAUCCCGCCGAGGCCGCCCCACUUUGUCCCUUUCCAAAAGCGUCUCCACCACCAAUAUUGCAGGGACUUUCAACGAUGAGUCUCCUUUGGGCAUCAGGAGAAUCCUGUCCCAGUCCACUGAUUCCCUUAACAUGCGCAAUCGAACACUCUCAGUAGAAUCACUCAUUGAUGAAGGAGCCGAAGUCAUCUACAACCAGCUGAUGAGUGAAUUUGAGACAGGCGAGAAGGACUUUGAGGCCGAUUCCUGGAGCCUGGCAGUGGACAAUAACUUCUUGCAGCAGCACAAGAAGGAGGUUAUGAAACGGCAAGAUGUCAUCUAUGAGUUAAUUCAGACAGAGCUUCACCACGUGCAGACGCUGAGGAUCAUGACCAACCUCUUCCGGAAGGGUAUGUUGGAAGACCUCCAGAUAGACCCAACCACGGUGCAGAACAUGUUUCCCUGUGUGGAUGAACUCAGCGAGAUCCAUGACCGCUUCCUCAUGCAGCUCCUAGAGCGCCGCAAGGAGUCGUUGGCCACCAACAGCAACAAGAACUUUGUUAUCAACCGACUAGGAGACAUCCUUGUGCAGCAGUUUUCAGGCCCCAGUGCUGAGCAGAUGAAGAAAGCGUACUCAGAGUUCUGCAGCCGCCACAGCAAGGCAGUGAAGGCUUACAAAGAGCUCUUCACCCGGGACAAGAGAUUCCAGCAGUUCAUUCGAAGGCUGACACGGUUGUCGGUGUUACGGCGUCAUGGUGUGCAAGAGUGCAUCCUUCUGGUCACCCAGCGCAUCACAAAAUACCCUGGACUUAUUGACCGAAUCCUGCAAAACUCUAAAGGUAACGAAGUGGAUCAGCGGGAUCUGAGCACAGCCUUGGCACAGGUCAAAGAAUUACUUUCCACGAUCGACCAAGAGGUGCAUGAUUAUGAGAAGAAUGCUCGGCUGCAGGAGAUCUACUUGCGAGUGGAUGGGCGUGCCAAGGCCGUCCUGCCCUGGGAGCGGGGCUCUUUCUGCAGCGAGGAGCUGCAGCGACGCAAGCUGGUACACGAUGGCUCCAUGCUCUGGAAAACUGCCGCUGGGCGAUUCAAAGAUGUCCUGGUUCUCCUGAUGACUGAUGUUCUCAUCUUCCUGCAGGAGAAGGAUCAGAAAUACACCUUCCCCACUCUGGACAAGCCCGCUGUGAUCUCACUCCAAAACCUGAUUGUCCGAGAUAUCGCCAACCAGGAGAAAGGCAUGUUCCUCAUCAGUGCUGCCCCACCAGAAAUGUAUGAGGUGCACACCGCCUCUCGUGAUGACCGCAACACCUGGAUGAAGCUCAUCCAGCAGACCGUCAAGCUGUGCCCUGACCGGGCCGAUUUUCCACUCAUUGAGACGGAGAACGAAGCCUCUCUGAGGAAGCUGAAAGAUAAGAUUCAGAAGCAGGACCAUGCAAUUGCAGAACUCCUCGAGGAAAAAGUGGGUCUCUUCGCCGACAUCCUGACCCUUCAGAGUGGUGGUGUGGAUGGCCCCCUACCCUGCGUGAACUCCCGCACUCUUUUCCGCACCGAGUCAUCAGAUACCCCCCAUGGUGAGAAGCUGAUCCAGGAGGCCAUCAAAGAAGUGGAGUUUCUGAAGGAUUUGUUCAUGGGACCCAGCUGGGAUCGAGACCAAAACCACACUCAUGAUCCAAAUGGCUGUUCCAGCCCAAACUCCAACAACACCAUAAAUGGGGAGACUGGAAGCAUUAAUGGCUCCCUUGAAUUCAACAGGGUUGAAUCCGAAUCAAACCAACGUGAUGGGAAUGGAAACCAGCUACAACAUAAAGUACCACAGGAGGAGGUGUUGCAACGGCUCAGGUCUCUGUAUUCUCUGCUGCACGGCUUGCAGGCAGCUGUGGCACAUCAGGAUACCCUUCUGGAGCUCCAGUUGCAGGAGGCAGGCGAACGGCGGGAGAGGCUGAUCCGCACCAAUUCACGCAAGGAAGCCCCUACCUCCACAGCAGACAAGCAGGCCACUGACUUCUCAUUGCUGCAGAAGCAACAUGCCCUGUUGCAAGAGGAGCUGAGCCGCUGCCGGCAACUCUGCCAGGAGAAGGCUCAGGAGGCCACGGCUCUGGAGCUGCGGCUGCGGGAGAGCGAGCAGGAGAGAGCUCGGCUGGAGCGGGAGGUGGAGGAGACCCGCAAGCAGGCAGUGACCAUGCGGCAGCCCGGGGCAGUUGUGGAAGCCGUAUGGGCGAGGAAGGGGGCAGAGCCCCGGAGACGCAGCUUACCCGCGGGCGAUGCUCUGUACCAAAGCUUCACUCCACCUCAGCAGAGCCGAGGAGGUGACCCCCUCUCCCCCAGCUGCCUCUCGUUCCAGCGGACCUUUGUCAAUUGCCAGCGGGACGAGAUUGGCUAUCACGGCAUAUCCAGUAGGCUCCAGGACACUGACCAAGACUUGGAGGUGCUGUCGGAGGAGGAAGGUGUAGACAUCCAACAGACUCCUCCUCCUUCCAGCCCGCGAGAUUUCCUGAAGAUGCAGGACAUUCCAGAAGAAGUUGAGAGCAGCCAGGAGCUGAAUGUUGGAGAUAGCGGCCCCUCGUAUAGUUAGAUUUGGGGUUAGAGGGGAUCAUCCGCGUAUCUUCCUAAAGCCAUCGGGCAGGGAUCACCCCCGCCAAAGACCAUCUUGUCGCCAAUCAAAAUGACUCCGUGGAGCUUCAGGGACCUGGAAAGACCACACCAGACUAACUUUGGGUGGGUGGGAGUGGGUUAGUGGAAAACCACGUCCUGAGAGUGGGGGAAGGGACAGGGAACUGAGCCACAGCACCCCCCCCCCAGACCACUUUAUAAUGCCUCAUUGAUGGACGAUGGAUUUGGGGAUCUGUUGUUGUUGUUUUUCUUGUUGUUACCCUGCAGGUUUUCUUCCCAAUUCAGACUGGGAUCACAGAUGCCUAUUGUUGCCUCUUAUAAUCCACCCACCUCCCUGCCCCACUUCCAAGCAGUUUAAUUUAUUUAUUGGGGGGAGGGGGGAGACAGGAGGAAGCUGCCCCCUCCUUGUGAAGGAUGCAUUUAAAUUAUUAUGAUUAUUCUUUGCUUUUCCUUUGGGACCCUGGGAAUACACAGGGCAGAAAAGAACGUCUUAAUUUUCCUGAUAAACCCCUCCCACUUAAACAGAUUAAGGUGGAAAUCUGUGAGCCAAGGUGAGCCAUGUGACUUCGGGUUAUAGAAUUCUUACACUAUACUUGUGCCAACACUAUGGAGCAGAGGCAGAGCCCAGCGUGUUUGAGGGAGGGGUCAAACCCUGUAAGCUGUUCCACUGCUGGUCUGAAUAGUUUAACUGAGGGGUCUGGUCCAGCUUUGAAAUUUUGUAUUCCUUUCGAUGGUCUGCAUAAGACAUUCUGAUACACCUUUGCAGUGAGAGAAAAAUUUGCUACUUGGAAAGCAAUUCACUCCUCUGGGGAGGAACUUUGUUCCCCGUGUAACAGAAGGAGAGCAAUCACAAACCUCCCAAUUUUAACCUCUCUUUAAGAUCAUGCCUACUUUACAGAUUUUUCAGUUGGUUCCGUAACAGUUUAAUGCCGGUUUUUCCCCUUUCAAGGAAAGUUGAGGUCACAAGACUGGUUAUGUUUCAAGAGUGAACUCUCCACAGUUAAAACAGGUUUAAGUCUGGAUUCCAGAGACCAUCAUUCACACCCACCUGACCCUGAAAGUUCCUUUAGCAAUAUAGCGAGAACUCUGAAUUGCCUUUAUAACCCAAAAUCAAAAUGCAUCCGAUGGAGACAAAAUUUGGGAAGGUCCAGGAAUGAAACUUUAAACUCGAGGAGAGUGGUGUGUUACUGCAAGGCAAUGCCAAGCAUCUGCUUUGCAUUGUGGGAUUGCAACUUUUAGUUGGCAUUUCAACCGCCAUGUGCUCUUGGGAUUAGUGAAAUGCAUGGCAAAUGCUUCCCCCUAGUGGGUCGUUGCUGCAAUGACAGCUUCCCAGAGCUUUGACAUCAAGUUGCUAGAAUGACAAGAAACUGGCCAGGAGAAGGGGGUGGUGGAAGUACCUGCAGGACCAUCAGUUGGUGGAAAGAGCAACCGGUGAGCCUCUUUUCCAUGGCUGACAGAACAGCCAAAUAAAAUGUAAAAUGGUGACUGGAAGGCUCCAUCUGGACCUCCUUUGUGAAAAUUGACUAUUUUAAGCCAAGCUUAAAGAUGAGAACUGGAGUAUCUGGGCCAUGGCAGGCAAACGGCCGUUCAGAGUUUUUCUUGGUUCUGUAUUGUUGAUUUUAAAAGAACGUUAGACUGGGAUUUCGGAUUUUUUGAAACGUGGACAACAACUGCCAUGCUCACUCGGGACAUGUCCUGCAUGUGCCUUGUUGAAAUGCGGCGUGGGGGACAGCUCAUCACGUUCAGUGGGCCUUGCACCUGAGAAGGUCCCCUUGGUCCAUUUGUGACGGACCAAUUGCAGGUUAGCUCCAGAGGCCAUUCAUGUUGGGCAAAUGUUUUACCAAGUGUGAGUCUAAUUUGAAAGAUCUUCCCGUUUUAUACCAAUAAAGAAACAAACAAGCCCUCUUCAGCAUGUCUCAUUGCAUGUUUCCUCACAAUUCGGAAUGAGAUGUGUAUAAAUGUGUGGGAAAAGCCCAUUUUGGACAACGGAUGUUUUGAUAUAUAAAAAUGCUGCUCCCACCUCAAAUAAUAUUUUUCUGAUGGAAAUAGAUAUUCAUCUGGGGGGGUGGGAAAUUGGGUAUUUGUUGUUGCUGUUGUUUAUUUUAAGAGCCACGCCUCCCUAAAGAGAGGGACAUUUUUUUUAUUAAAAGUGUAAUUUAAGAAGAGAUCCUGCUGUGCUGAUGAAUAACAUCUCUUAACAGAAAAUGUUAAAGAAGAGAAAGAGAGCUACAAAGAACUCUUUUUUAAAUUAAUGAUCAACACUGAUUUUUAUAUAUAUAUUAUAUAUAUAUAUAUAUAAUGAAGAGGAAAAUGGUUUAUUGUUUUUUGUUGAUUUAACUGUAAAUGGAAAGAAAAAAGUUAAUU
This is a messenger RNA of Eublepharis macularius, 6061 nucleotides long. RefSeq names its product Rho/Rac guanine nucleotide exchange factor 2 (gene ARHGEF2). Gene Ontology annotation, biological process: regulation of Rho protein signal transduction; cell morphogenesis; actin filament organization. Lineage: Eukaryota; Metazoa; Chordata; Lepidosauria; Squamata; Eublepharidae. The record is from RefSeq and is a predicted model, not a curated record. Gene Ontology annotation, cellular component: cytoskeleton; ruffle membrane. The transcript is spliced from 26 exons. Gene Ontology annotation, molecular function: guanyl-nucleotide exchange factor activity; microtubule binding. The coding region runs from base 33 to 3659 and encodes 1208 amino acids.